Molecule: messenger RNA, 3618 nt
Organism: Nerophis lumbriciformis (worm pipefish)
Lineage: Eukaryota; Metazoa; Chordata; Actinopteri; Syngnathiformes; Syngnathidae
Source: RefSeq, a predicted model, not a curated record
AUGAUUUACUUAAUCCUAAUUUCUGCAUUCUCCGGAGCAGUGGUAACGUUGAUUUUACAGUUCUUGUUGAUCUACCGGAGGAGCCCGGAGCCCAUAGAGAGGACAGAGCAGUACGCCAAAGUAGUGCCUGAUAACGCUUUGAAGGAUUACUUUAAUACCCAGCAUGUCGAUCCAGGCCAGCUGCAGCAGCAGGACAGCACAACCUUUAGUGGUUCCAAGCAGCAAGAGGCCGCUACAACCAGACAGCAGGAAGCCACGACUGUAACCGGCGGCAGCCCCAAACAACAACAAUCGCCGCCUGCGCACAGCGACUCCGUUGAUGCGGACAAGCCCGAAAGCUGUCAUUUCCUCAAUGCUAUCUUUUUGUUCCUGUUCAGGGAGCUGCGGGACACUCCUGUCGUCAGGCACUGGCUUACUAAAAAGAUCAAGGUAGAGUUUGAGGAACUGCUACAAACGAAGACAGCGGGUCGGCUGCUGGAAGGACUCAGCCUGCGAGAUAUUUCUUUGGGUAAUUCUCUUCCGGUCUUUAAGACGGCCAAACUUAUGAAGCCGGUGCAUCUGAACGAGGACGGCAUGCCGGAGGAACUCAAUUUUGAGGUGGACAUAGAAUACAAUGGCGGCUUCCACCUUGCCAUUGACGUGGAGCUGGUGUUUUGGAAGUCUGCAUACCUGUUCGUUAAGAUGAGGCGCGUCGUGGGCAAACUGAGGCUGCAGUUCACCCGAGUGCCCUUCACUCAUUGGUCCUUCUCCUUCCUCGAGGACCCACUCGUGGACUUUGAGGUCAAGUCCCAGUUUGAAGGCAGACCUCUUCCUCAGCUCACCUCUAUCAUCGUCAACCAACUCAAACGAGUCAUCAAAAAGAAACACACACUACCCAACUACAAAAUCAGAUACAAACCUUUCUUCCCGUUUCAAGUGCAGCCACCCCUGGGAUCGACCUCUGAUCUAGAAUUGUCAGUCCAGGAAAGCAGACUCGUGGAAGGCCGGCUCAAAGUCACUCUUAUUGACUGCAGCAGACUUUUCAUCCUGGGCUCAUAUGACAGAGAAACCUACGUUCACUGCACUAUAGAGCUAAGCAGUCACCAGUGGAAGGAGAAAACGCGUAGCUCGAUCAAACGAACUGAGGUUAUCAAGGGGCAGUGUGGCAGCGUGGGAAUGACGUUCAGGCAUGUGCCUGCCAGUGAAGGGGAUGCAGUCCACGUUAGCAUCGAGACGGUGACACCGAACUCCCCCGCAGCCUUAGCAGACCUUCAGCGAGGCGAUCGCCUCAUCGCAAUCGGAGGUGUCAAAGUGACAUCGUCAGUUCAAGUGCCCAAACUUCUGAAGCAGGCUGGAGACAGGGUAGUGGUACUGUAUGAGAGGCCGGUCCGCCACCAGACUCCGUCCCUCGGAAGCUUGGGAACUCUUCAGGAGGGAUUUGGGCAAAUGGAAGAGCCGGGUUUCAUAUCCCAACCAGGCGGAUACGAAGAAGACCCGGCCCCCAUCACCACUCUGUCUGACAUAGCUGACAGUAAAGACAUGGACUCUGAAUUUGAAGAGUUAAUUGUGGACUCCAAACCCAGCCAGAAUGUUGGCCCCAUCAGCUCCAGUGAUACUAAAGAUGAUUUCUUACUCACAGUAAGCCAAAGCCCCAAAAAAACUGUGGCCAACUUGGCUUCUAAACCUAUCGGGAGUAUAUCCCCCAUCCUCAACCGUAAGCUAAACCUAGUGGGGCUUCAGUCACCGUUAAAGCCCCAACCUAAAGAAUCGCCAAAGUCCUCACGACAAAAGGCAAACAAUGAUUCAGGAGAUAGUUUGCAACGUCCCGCUAUACCACCUCCACCACCACCAUCUUGUCCCCCAGUGCCACCAAGACCUCAAAUACGAUUGUCAUCUGCAAGCUCAGAAACUAUUUUCACUGAAACUGUUGAUUCUGCCGCAAACACAACUCCCACCACUUGUACUGUGACGACUACAAUCAGCGCUUCUGAAAAAUCUCCUGAAAAAGCUCCCCUGACUGGAACAAAUGAUGAUAUGGCUGGCACUGACAAGAGCGGUGUCAAACCCACUGAGGGAAAGUCUACCAGGCCAUCAGAGUCCAGUGAUGAUGUUUCAAUCUCAUCAUUUCCUGGUAACAAGGGUGACCAAGCAAAAGACAAAGUUUCAGAGAGUUCUUGCAGCACACGGGAUAGUCUAGAAGAACACUCUUUCUGGGAGUCUCCGGAAUCUAUGUUUCGUAACCAGACAACGCGCUGGCCUAAGGCCUCUGUUGUAUUUGAAGUGGAAAGCAACCAUAAGUACCUUAAUGUGGCUCUUUGGUGUAAAGAUCCCUUUAAGCUGGGCAGUUUGUUGUGUCUAGGUCAUGUCAGUCUCCAGCUGGAGCAUGUAGCCCUUGAAUGUUUGGCAACAUCUUCAGCAGAGUAUCAGAGCACAUUUAGACUUGGACCUCCAGAACCUAGAGCUAACGUCAGUCGCACUGCACUACGCAGCCUCAGCACUCACAAAGGCUUCAAUGAGAAGUUGUGUUACGGAGAUGUUACUUUGAAUUUUUGUUACCUAACAGGGGAUGAAUUAGACUACCCCGGACAGACAGAGAGAGAGCGUGAGGGAAGUCUCCAUGAUGAAGAUAUAAGGGAGCGGGAGAGGGAAAACAUCUCCGCAGCCCCUCGAGAUGACUUGGCCUAUGGUUCCAUGCAGCUUGUUGAGGUUCGCCACAACUUCCAGGACACUCAGUUCCAAAACCCUACCUGGUGCGAAUAUUGCAAAAAGAAGGUUUGGACCAAGGCGGCCUCACAGUGUAUGAUCUGCGCCUAUGUUUGCCACAAGAAAUGCCAGGAAAAAUGCCUUGCAGAAAAUCCUCUCUGUGUGGCGGCAACAGAACGCCGAGGAGCUGACCCUGAGGCCAAAUCCACCAUCAAUCGCGCCACCACUGGCUUAACUCGCCAUAUUAUCAACACUAGCUCCCGCCUUCUCAACCUACGCCAGGCCCCUAAGACGCGUCUGGUUGAACAGGUGGUAGAUGCUGUGCCCGGAGCUGUGGAUCCUUCCCCUAAACAUACCCCAAACACCUCGGACAACGAAAGCAGCGACACAGAGACCUACACGAGUGGCGCUAGCCCCUCGAAACAACCUUCCGGCAGUGGGGGAAGCAGCAAACUUGUUCGCAAGGAGGGUGGUUUGGACGAUAGUGUGUUCAUUGCCGUGAAAGAGAUAGGCCGUGACCUUUACCGAGGUUUGCCCACAGACGAGCGUUCCCAAAAACUGGAGCUGAUGUUGGACAAGCUGCAGCAAGAAAUCGAUCAAGAGUUGGAGCACAACAACGCUCUAUUAAUAGAGGAGAGGGAGACCAGUGAUCCCAGGCGUAAAGUCCUCAUCGCUUCGGCGCUAUCCAAGUCUGGGGAAAGACUCCAGGCACUCACUCUGCUCAUGAUUCACUAUCGUGCAGGAAUUGAGGACUUGGAGUCAGUAGAGAGCACAUCCCCUUCGGAGCAACAGUGCUUUAAGGGAAAAGGAGAUAGCUUAGAGGAAGAGGCCCUAAUGGGAGCAGAGGUCUAUGACAGUGACAUUUGCAGCCCGGUGGAACUGCAACUGUUGGAUGACAUUACAGAGGAGCAGAUCUGUGUGGAGGCGCUCCACUAA